GUUAAUCAAGCGAGCAUAAAAGAAAAGGACGCGUAAUCAGACAGAAUGAGAUAAAAAAAAGCUAUAAAAUAACAGUCACAGCGGUUAUUUCUUCUCAUUCAGACUCAGUUUGUCUUUCAAUCUGGUUGGUGGUCUUUAUCAAGAAAAACAGAUUUUUGUGAUUGAAACUUUGAGAGGACAUGAAGCUGUUUGGAAUUAUAAUUUGUAUUCUCUUAUCUGUCAUCAUUUCUGUUGUACAAAGUGGUUUAUGUCCAAUUUUCAAACCUGAUGUGAUUACGAAUUUCAAUCUACAACGAAUUCCACAAUUCCACUGCUUGCGCUAUUUCAAACAUGACUUUCAUCUUUUGAAACGAUGCCGAAAUUUUAGAAUGUUAAAAAGACCAUUGGUAAAUCCAGAUGAACCAAUUAAGGAAUAAAAAGUUUCAUUAGAUUUGUUUGAAAAGCCCAUGGAGACUUAAACUUGGUUAAUCAUCACAAUUCACAUGAAAUAAAUGUUUUUGCUUUUUAAUUAAAGAGUCAUAAAAACUGUAACAACACAAAUCCCUAAAUGUUCAAACAAUGAAGUUUGUGUCAUAACAAUGCGUGUAAAUUUCAAAUAAAAAAUAAUUGUCAAAUU
Clunio marinus is the source of this 616-nucleotide messenger RNA. The record is from the annotation of a GenBank genome assembly. NCBI's taxonomy places the organism in Eukaryota, Metazoa, Arthropoda, Insecta, Diptera, Chironomidae.